Messenger RNA from Capsicum annuum, 2694 nucleotides. RefSeq names its product exocyst complex component EXO84A. Gene Ontology annotation, biological process: exocytosis; Golgi to plasma membrane transport; intracellular protein localization. The record is from RefSeq and is a predicted model, not a curated record. Gene Ontology annotation, cellular component: exocyst. NCBI's taxonomy places the organism in Eukaryota, Viridiplantae, Streptophyta, Magnoliopsida, Solanales, Solanaceae. The transcript is spliced from 6 exons. The coding region runs from base 109 to 2310 and encodes 733 amino acids.
AUUCAUAUUCUUUUUAACACUUUUUUUCUUCUUCUUUGCUAAUUGUUUUAUGUUGAAAGAAUUUUGGGGAGUUACGUUACGUUAAAAGAAUAAUAAUAAGAAUUAAUAAUGAUGGAUCGAGGUUCAUUUUCGUCAAGCAUUGGAGAUUCAAUUGAUUUUGAUGAGAAGGAUCUAUCACUUAGUGAUAAACUUAAAGUUUUCAAGUCUUCUGCCUUUGAUCCUGAUUCUUAUGUCACCAAUCGAUGCCGUCACAUGAGUGAAAAGGAAAUAAGGCAUUUAUGCAAAUACCUUACGGACUUAAGUAAGGCUUCUGCAGAGGAAAUGCGGAAAAGUGUUUAUGCUAAUUAUGCUGCUUUCAUACGCACAUCAAGGGAAAUUUCCAAUCUCGAAGGACAGCUUAUUGCCUUGAGAAACCUCCUAUCCACUAGAGCAGCAAUUGUUCAUGGUUUAGCAGAAGGAAUAAAUAUUGAUUCUCUGUCUAGCUCUGAGGGUUCAACACAAGAUGAUAGGUCUAAUCAAUGCAACAGUGAUACCAUCAAUACUGAGAGUUGGUUAGGACAAUUUGUAGAGAAGCUUGAAGUGCUACUUGCUGAGAGGAGAGUCGAUGAGGUUUUGGAUGUGCUGGAUGAAGGUGAACAUAUGGCAAAUGAUGCUCGUAGUAAACAGACAUUGACUCCACCGGCGUUAUUAUCAUUGCAGAAAGUUAUCACUGAACAGAAGCAAAAGUUAGCAGCAGAAUUAGCAGAAGCUUCUUUCCAGUCUUCAGUCAGUGCUGCUGAGCUUCGCUUUGCAGUACGAGCUCUAAAACGCCUUGGUGAUGGGCCUCGUGCUCACACUUUAAUGUUAAGUUAUCACCAGCAGAAUUUGCAUGGUAAUAUGCAGGGUAUUCGGCCUUCAGGUACUUCACAUGGAGUAGCAUAUAGUGCUGGUCUUUCACAGCUUGUUUUCUCAACAAUUGCACAGGCCACAAGUGAUUCGUUAGCCUUAUUUGAUGAUGAACCUUCUUAUUCAUCGGAGCUAGUAACUUGGGCUGUAAACCAAACUCAGAAUUUUUCUCAUCUUAUUAAGAGAUUCGUCAUAGCUUCACCAGCAGCAUCAGGAUGCUUAAGACCUGUUGCUGAGAGUGUUCACAUAAGUCUGGGGCACUGCUCUUUGCUAGAAGCUCGCGGCCUGACCCUUUCACCAGUUCUUUUGAAAAUCUUUAGGCCAUGUGUUGAGCAAGCACUGUAUGCCAAUAUAAAGAGGAUUGAGCAGUGCACUGCUGCACAUGCUGCUGCAGAUGAUUGGUCGCCAACUUAUCCACCAACCGGCUCACGUUCUCUAGGAACUGCAUCUCUUGCUGGAGUAAUUGCCUCCCAGCCAAAGCUCUCAAGCAGUGCUCAUAGAUUCAACACAAUGGUUCAGGAACUCUGCGAGGACAUCAGUCCUCUUGAAAUCUUACAGUUGUCAGAGCAAACUUUGGAAGGUGUGAUGCAAGUGUUUAACGCAUACAUAGGUAUGUUGAUAAAGGCAUUACCUGGUUCAGUGGACAAUGAGAAUCUUGAAGGAUCUGUAAAUAGAAUUGUUAGGAUGGCUGAGACAGAACCCGAACAGAUUUCUUUACUAGCCAAUGCAUUAUUGUUAGCAGAUGAGCUAAUCCCUCGUGCAGCCGCGAAGCUUUCCUCUUCACAACAAUCUAAUAAGACAGAUGAUACAUCUAAACGAAGUACAGACAGGCAGUCUCGUCCUGUAGAGCAGAGAGAACUGAAGCGGCGACUCCAACGUUUAGUUGAUCAGCUCCGUGACAGCUUUUGUAGGCAACAUGCACUUGAACUCAUUUUCUUGGAAGAUGGUGGCGUUCGUUUGAGUCCAGACAUGUACCUAAAUAUAGAUGGAAAUCCAGAAGAGAUAGAGUGGUUUCCUUCUCCAGUAUAUCAGGAAAUGUUUGGGAAGUUAACUCGAAUUGCUAGCGUAGCAUCAGACAUGUUUGUGGGAAGAGAAAGAUUUGCUACUAUUCUUUUGAUGAGGCUCACUGAAACAAUCAUCCUGUGGCUUUCUGAAGAUCAAAAUUUCUGGGAAGAGAUUGAGCAAGGGCCAAGGCCUCUAGGUCCACUUGGGCUUCAACAGUUUUAUUUAGAUAUGGAGUUUGUGAUACUCUUUGCUUCACAAGGGCGUUACUUGUCUCGAAAUCUUCAACAAGUAAUCAAAAACAUCAUAGGCAGAGCAAUUGAAGCAGUUGCUGAAAGCAAAAUUGAUCCUUACAGGCUUGAUCCGGGCUUGAAACCAGCAACACGAAAAGGCUCACAACUGUCAAAGUUCAUUAGUUACUAAUUGAAAAAAAAAUUCUAAAUUUGCAGUGUACUUCCAGAGGAUGAUUGGUUUGCGGAAGUUGCUCAAAUUGCUAUUGAUAUGCUAACUGGGAAAACACAAAUAGGCAACGUGGAGAAUGUUAGUAGCCCCACAUCAUCAUCGGUUCUUUCCCACGGAAGUAACUAAUAUUUUACUGUCUUUCCACAAACAACAUUUGAGGACAAGAAUCUACUAAAUUACUUCAUUCAGUUUGGGUUUUAUUAGGAUAAAUAUUUUCUUAAUUAUAUUCUGUUUAUUUUUAGCUAAAAUCAAUUUAGUUUCUUCUCCCUGGGCAAAAAUGUAUGUAGUUCUGUGAACUUUAUGAUGCUUAUAAAUGAUCAAUAAGAUUAUGCAACUUUACCCAAA